AUGGCUAAUAGGCUUGCUCUUCGAGUGGUCUAUGACCCAGCUAAGGAGAAACAGUUGACUCCCACUGUCGAUCUUGUUCUUGUCCACGGCCUCGACGGCGACGCCACCGGAUCUUGGACAUGGAGGGACGAAGGCUCCAAGGUCUUUUGGCCUGGGGAACUCCUCCCUGAGGAACGGCCACGCACCCGCGUCCUCUCCUUCAGCUACAAUGCCAAGUCCUUCCACAACAACACCGACGCCACCAUCCGCGACAACGCGCGUUCCUUGCUCGCACUCCUCAAUGUCCGCCGGAUCGAAGUCAUCGACCCAGCUAGCCGCCCUCUCAUCUUCGUCGGCCACUGCCUCGGCGGGCUGGUCAUCAAGCAAGCCAUGUGCUUCGCCAACAGCGAAAGCGAGUACCGGUCCAUCGCGCUCGCCACCAAAGGGAUCAUCUUCUUUGGCACCCCCCACGGCGGCGCCGACAAGGCCAGCUGGAAGCUGGUGGCGUCGGGCUACUCGCUCCUCGGGGGCGGGCCGGCAUCGGCGCUCGUGGACGCCAUCACGCGUGCGUCGGACGACUUGGAGGAGAUCAAGGAGGAUUUUGUGCAGCUUUCGCCGCUGUACCCCAUUACCAGCUUCUAUGAGGAGGGGUACUGGGGCAACACGGGCAAGUGCAUUGUCAGCCCGACAAGCGCGAGGAUGAUGAUCGAGAAUGAGUGUGCUGUGGGCGUGGACGCCGACCAUCGUGCCAUAUGCCAGUUUGAGGGCGCCGAGAGUUAUGCUUUUGAGGUGUUGUGUGAGAGGAUUGGGAAGGCUGUUGGGCCUGAUAUUGAGGAGACGACGAAAGACAGCGGCAGAAGAACGGCCAAAGGAAUGGUUGGGAGCGCGGCUGAGAACGAACCGGCUGCAGCAGCGAGGCUGGAGUCUUGGACCGUUUUGCCGUGCUCAGCUGAUCCGGGUCGGGACAUGGAGAUGUCUGAGAGUGAUAUGGGUGGAUAUGCCCAAAGAAGAAGAGUCAUGAUGAUUGACUAUGAGCCAGUCAGAGGAGAAGAUGGGGUACACGACAUCUUCCGGGACGAAUUCAACACUACCAAUGCCGCUGAUCCCAAUUAUUCACCGCUGUACCGGGAUGAUUUUGUUGGGGGGCGCAGGAGAUGGUUUUUUAAGCGGGUGAACAAACUUUGGAGUUAA
Molecule: messenger RNA, 1170 nt
Organism: Chaetomium globosum CBS 148.51
Lineage: Eukaryota; Fungi; Ascomycota; Sordariomycetes; Sordariales; Chaetomiaceae
Exons: 2
Coding region: 1-1170 (389 amino acids)
Source: RefSeq, a predicted model, not a curated record